Plutella xylostella (diamondback moth) is the source of this 759-nucleotide messenger RNA. NCBI's taxonomy places the organism in Eukaryota, Metazoa, Arthropoda, Insecta, Lepidoptera, Plutellidae. The record is from RefSeq and is a predicted model, not a curated record.
AUGGAGGAAAAAUUCAAUGCUCAAACUGAUAACUUCGCCAAUUUCAAAAAAACCGUAUCUGAUCAAUUAUCAGCUCUCACAACUUUAGUCAACACGUGGGAAAAUCGAAUCCAGAAGUUAGAAAGCAACGCUCAAGAACUCAAUGAAAAUCUUAACAAUCUAAAGAGCCAGAACGCAGAAAUCUCCACCCUUCAUGACACGAUUGACUUACUACAAGAGCAACUCAAUACCCAAGAGCAAUUCUCUCUACGCAACGAGAUAGAGAUAUGCGGUAUUACAGAGUUCGACAACGAAAAUCUGACACACACUGUCCUUGUAUCAGCCCAAAAAAUCGGAGUUGAGCUUACCGUGAGCGACAUCGACCACGUGACCCGCGUCGGCCCUAAGUCCAAACCCGACGCCGCCGCCGCCGCCGCCGCUGAGCCGCGCCCCGUGGUGGCGCGCCUGCUCCGCAACAACAAGCGCAACGAGAUCCUGCACGCUUCAAAGGUUCGCCGCAACCUGAGCACCGGCGACAUCGGCCUCGGAGGUACUGCCAGGAAAAUUUACUUCAACGAGCGGCUCACUAAAGUAAACAGACAGCUUUUUCGUGAAGCACGAAACAGAUCAAAGCAAUCCGGUUUCAAAUUCUGCUGGUUCAAAAAUGGGUCCAUUUAUGUCCGAAGAGAGGACCAGAAGUUCCCAAAACUCAUACGAAACACUUUUGACCUUGACCAAGUUCUUGGUUCUAAUCGUCCUCGUGAUCCUAAGACCACUUAG